Adineta ricciae is the source of this 531-nucleotide messenger RNA. Lineage: Eukaryota; Metazoa; Rotifera; Eurotatoria; Adinetida; Adinetidae. The record is from the annotation of a GenBank genome assembly.
AUGCAGUCAAAAACACGACUGGUAUCAAUCAUCGUUGGUAGCUCUAUAGCUGUCGCUUUCAUACUUUACGUCGUUAGCAAUGCCCUUCCUGAAUGGAGCAAAAUCUCCGAUGGAUCUAAUAAUACAUCGAAAUUUGGUCUUUGGCAAGCUUGCUUAUCUAUUAUCGGUGUUACCGUGUGUUCCGAUAUUAAAUGUCCAGAAGCAGAUGGUAAUACUUCGUUUUGCAGGAAAGUACUAACCGGUCGAGCUUUCAUGACAUUAGCCUGUAUCCUAUCCGGCAUUUGUGCUAUUUGCUUGAUCGUAUAUGCAGCUGUGAGUGACAAGGUGCCUAACAUUGUGCUUAUUGCAAGCAAAGUUCUGGCAUUCAUUACACUUAUUAUGGGUAUAAUUGGAGUUGGAGUUGGUGGCAGUAUCUCACAAACACUGAAUGAAACUUUCGGAAGAUACUCGUUGGGGGCGAGCGCAAUCGUUGGUAUUAUUGCUGUCAUUAUCAACCUUGGUGGCGCGAUAGCAUCACUCUUCAUUCAGUAA